UUUUUUUUUUUUUUGCUUGGUUACUGUCAAGUAUCAUAUUAUUAUUGUUAGUAUUAUUAUUGUUCGCAAUGAUAACAUCAAAUGAACGACGCGAUCUGAUCAUUGGAUUUAUAUCUGGUUCCAUUCUAUCUAUUCUAUCUUCUGGCGCUUUAUGGUACUAUUAUCGAUCUUCUUCAACUACUAGUACAACAGCAACUUCCCUACAGCAUCGAGGAACAACCAUUGUCGAGGGUGUUGAUGGACUUAUCGGAAAUACUCCUCUUAUGAAGAUCCGUAGCUUAUCUGAAGCUACUGGUUGUACCAUUCUGGGAAAAGCUGAAUUCUUGAAUCCAGGCGGUAGUUCGAAAGAUAGAGUAGCAUUAAAUAUUAUCAAAUCAGCGGAAGAAGCAGGCAUCUUGAAACCACAUACCGGUAGUACGAUAUUUGAAGGGACAGUUGGAUCAACAGGGAUUUCGAUUGCGAUGAUUGCACGAGCAAAAGGAUAUCAAGCAUGGAUUGUGAUGCCGGAUGAUCAAGCACAAGAGAAAUAUCAACUCUUAGAAAAAUUGGGUGCUCAUGUGGAAAAAGUACGACCUGUCAGUAUUAUUGAUAAGAAUCAAUUUGUCAAUCUCGCACGUAGUCGGGCUAGUCAGUUUGGAAAAGAGGAUGACAAGCCAUUAUCAGAUAGGGUGGGAUACUUUGCCGAUCAAUUUGAAAACGAAGCCAAUUUCCGUGCUCAUUAUCAAACAACAGGACCUGAAGUAUAUCGACAAACACAAGGACGAUUGGAUGCUUUGGUAUUAGGUGCUGGAACAGGAGGAACUUUGUCUGGUUUGACUUGCUACUUGAAACCAUUGAUACCAAAUCUCAAGGUUUUCUUGGCCGAUCCUCAAGGCUCUGGUUUAUACAAUAAAGUCAAAUACAAUACUAUGUAUGCCCCAACUGAAAAAGAAGGAACAAGAAGACGACAUCAAGUGGAUACUGUAGUAGAAGGGAUUGGUGUCAAUCGAUUGACUAGGAAUUUUGAUAUAGGACGGCAAUGGGUGGAUGAUGCUUAUCGGGUCACUGAUGAUGAAGCAGUUAGAAUGUCACGUUUUUUGGUGCGGGAAGAUGGUUUAUACUUGGGAAGUAGUUCAGCUGUGAAUUGUGUUGCAGCUGUACGAGUGGCGAAACAACUCGGUCCAGGACAUGUUAUUGUGACACUUUUGAAUGAUUCUGGUCAACGACAUUUGACCAAGUUUUGGUAAGUACAAAUGAAUGUGAUCAUCAUGAUAUAUAUACACUCAUCUAUUUUUAUCUAGGAGUGAUGACUAUUUAGAGGAAAAUAAAAUCAAUUUCAAGCUCGGUGAUGAAGAGACCUUGGAUGAUAUUGUGGUUUAGAUUAGACGUUAGUUCAUACUUAUUUUGUUAUUCAACUAUCAAAUAAAAAUAUACUUAUAAAUAAACUCUGAUGAUUUUUUUUUUUAAUAAAAA
Messenger RNA from Halteromyces radiatus, 1452 nucleotides. RefSeq names its product tryptophan synthase beta subunit-like PLP-dependent enzyme. Lineage: Eukaryota; Fungi; Mucoromycota; Mucoromycetes; Mucorales; Cunninghamellaceae. The coding region runs from base 69 to 1226 and encodes 385 amino acids. The record is from RefSeq and is a predicted model, not a curated record. Gene Ontology annotation, cellular component: cytoplasm. Gene Ontology annotation, molecular function: cysteine synthase activity. The transcript has 4 exons.